This is a messenger RNA of Solenopsis invicta (red fire ant), 2769 nucleotides long. RefSeq lists its product as uncharacterized. Gene Ontology annotation, biological process: proteolysis. Gene Ontology annotation, molecular function: aspartic-type endopeptidase activity. The record is from RefSeq and is a predicted model, not a curated record. The transcript is spliced from 2 exons. Bases 1 to 2769 code for a protein of 922 amino acids. NCBI's taxonomy places the organism in Eukaryota, Metazoa, Arthropoda, Insecta, Hymenoptera, Formicidae.
AUGGAGGAACUCGUCGCAAUGCAGCAGAUUGCGUUGCCGACAGUGGCGAAAGCCCUGUCUAAUUUCAAGAAGAUCGGGAAGCCGAAUUACACGCCGGCGAAAAUACGAUCUCGCAUCACCGCCUUGAAGGAAGCCUGGACGCAGUGCACGAAUAGACAUGCCGCUCUACUGCAAGCAGUUCCUGCCGACGAACGAUCGAAGUCCACGUAUUUCACGCAGGACGAUUACGGGAAGCACGAAGAGCUCUACCUCAUGGGGCUGGACUACAUGACGACAUCCAGCUUGUCAGGUCGUGCUCUCGAUACUAUCAAAACUAUCCCAGUCACUGCAGAUAAUUUCGAUAUUGCGUGGAAAACUUUAACUUCGCGUUACGAUAAUAAGCGCCGUCUAAUCGAAAUUCACGCGUCCGCUUUAUGUAAUUUGCCGAGCGUCAAUUGCGAAUCGGCAUGCGAGUUAUCCGAGUUGCGGGAUAAAGCUAAUCGUGCCAUAGCAUCGCUAAAGAGAUUAAAUCGCUCCUCGGAUGAAAUUUUAAGUGACAUUCUAAGUCACCACGUCACGCAGAAGCUCGAUCCAGCAACCCGGAAGGCGUGGAGAUUGAAAGGUGAUGAUGCGAUAAUUCCUACGUACGAGGAUCUCGAUCGUUUUCUCGCGCAUCGCGUUCGCGCCUUGGAGGAGCUCACUCCUCUCGGCUCAGCCAAGUCCUCGCGAUCGGUAAAAUCGUCGAGCGGCAUGGUAGCGACGGCUUCGAUCUCGCCGUGUCCGCUCUGCAAAUCGGCCCACUUCUUGAAUAAGUGCCCUCAAUUCGUGCAGAAGAGUCCGAGCCAGAGAUUGGAGAUCGCGAAACAGCAUCAACGAUGCGUUAAUUGCUUCAGUGCUAAGCACGCCGUCUCAGCGUGUCCAAGCCGUUUUUCAUGUCGUCACUGUCAAAAACGACAUCAUUCCAUGCUCCAUCUUGACUCGGCCUCUUCCGUUACUGCGACAGUUAGUGCAUCCGAUUCCAAGACCCCGGCGUCGAACAAUUCCGAUAAGUCUCCGAAAACAGUGGCAUUAUGCGCGAUGUCGGCAAAUCUCGCCCGACCGCCGGUAGUCCUCGCCACUGCACGCGUGUUCGUCGGACCUCUCGCCGGUCGUCAAGUUGCUGCACGAGCAUUGAUUGACACCGGAGCGGAACUCACACUCGUUGCGGCUCAUUUAGCAAAAAAAUUAAAACUGCGUCGGUUCAUACUGCCUACCGCCUUGUCCGCCGUCGGCGGCCUUGACGCGGGCAUUCAUCGUUACGCCGCGCAGAUUCAAAUCUCACCGAUCGACAGGAUCGAGCCGCCGGUCGUUACAACAGCGACGAUUUUAAGUUCGCUUGCUAGUUACUCGUCAGCGUCUAUUCAAUCUCCUCUUCAAUGGGAUCAUCUCGCGGAUCUCACUCUCGCAGAUCCAAAUUCUUCAAGUACAGAUCCCAUUGAUCUCAUAAUCGGCGCUGACAUCUACGCAGACAUAAUGCGAGAUGGCGUUCGCAGAGGAUCUCGCGGUCAGCCUAUUGCUCAAGAAACGAUCUUCGGCUGGAUUGUUCAAGGCCGCACGCCUCUGUCGAAUUCGUCUCGUCGGACCAUUACAGUGCAACAUUGUACGAUCGCGGAAUCCGUUUCACUCGAUAGCGAAUUGAGAAGAUUUUGGGAAAUCGAGGAAAUUCCGAGGCACACGAUACUCAGCCCGGAAGAGCAGAGAUGCGAGAAUCAUUUUUUAACUUCUCAUUCGCGCACUCCCGCCGGUCAGUACAUCGUUCGUCUGCCGUUCAAGAGUGGUCCUCCCAUCGAUAUUGGUACCUCGCGCGAAGUAGCGGAGCGAUGCCUCAAGACUUUGCUACGCCGUCUUCAAGCCAAUUUCGAUUUAAAAAGGGAGUACUCAGACUUCCUACAAGAGUAUGAAAAUCUCGGGCACAUGCGCAAGGCUCCAGAAUCUUCAGAAUCUUCUCAAUUCGUCUAUAUUCCGCACCAUCCCGUAAUACGCGAAAGCAGUGCGACGACUCGAGUAAGAGUCGUAUUCAAUGCGUCGAGCCCCAUCUCGAAUUCUCGGUCACUUAAUGACCACCUUCUCGCGGGGCAGAAAUUACAAACGGACUUGGCUGCGGUGCUUUUACGCUGGCGACAGUAUCGCUACAUUUAUUCUGCCGACGUCGCAAAAAUGUACCGGCAGAUUCGCGUCGAUCCCCGGGACACAGACUAUCAAAGGAUCCUCUGGAUCGACGAGAAAACCGGAAGAGUACAAGAGUAUCAGCUCUUGACCGUAACCUACGGUACAACUUCGGCGCCGUUCUUAGCUUUGCGAGUCCUGCAGCAGCUCAUCCAUGAUGACGGUCGCGAUUUUCCUCUAGCUGUUCCCGUGCUUAAGGAGAACAUUUACGUGGAUGACGUGCUUUUCGGUGCGGACGAGAUUUCACUCAUCCGUACGGUUCGCAAUCAAGUGUGCUCCUUGCUGCAACGCGGUCAUUUCGAAUUAAGAAAAUGGUCGAGCAACGCGGCUUAUUUGCUAAGUGACAUUGACGCGCAAGAUCAUGGACUCGCUUGCAGCAAGGAUCUACAUCCGGACGAGACAUUAAAGGUGCUCGGUAUUAGUUGGAGUCCGUCGGCUGACGCAUUUCAAUUUAGAGUCGUGCGCUAUCCCUCGCCCGCGCGAACGAAGCGCGCCAUGCUCUCGUACAUCGCUCGUAUCUUUAAUCCGUUGGGCUUAGGCACGCCCGUUACAAUCUCCGCGAAAAUUCUCUUGCAACAGUUAUAG